Knipowitschia caucasica is the source of this 465-nucleotide messenger RNA. The record is from the annotation of a GenBank genome assembly. NCBI's taxonomy places the organism in Eukaryota, Metazoa, Chordata, Actinopteri, Gobiiformes, Gobiidae.
AUGGUGGGACACAUGGUAGGACACAUGGUGGGACACAUGGAGGCUGAGAUAAAAACAAUUGUUAAAGUUACGGUUUGUGUCCUGAUUCUGUUUGGCCCAUGGUUCGCGCUGAUUUUGUGGCUGUCGACGAGAGGCUUCCGGGACUUUUUCCUCACAAAAGAUCGCGAGGAGCAUGAGGACCACGAGGACCACGAGGAGCACGAGGACCAUGAAGACCACGAAGACCACAAGGACCAUAAGGACCACAGGGACCAUAAGGACCACAGGAACGGGGGAUUGCAACAAAGACUGUCCGACGAGGACCGCAAUGGCAAGAGGAACCAUCAUGGCAACAAGAGCCGUCAUGGCAACAAGAGCCGUCAUGGCAACAAGAGCCGUCAUGGCAACAAGAGCCGUCAUGACAACGAGGACGGCGAUGGCAACAAGGACAGUCAUAGCAACAAACCCUCAGAGCAGUCAAUUUGA